Molecule: messenger RNA, 1083 nt
Organism: Leguminivora glycinivorella
Lineage: Eukaryota; Metazoa; Arthropoda; Insecta; Lepidoptera; Tortricidae
Exons: 3
Coding region: 205-1083 (292 amino acids)
Source: RefSeq, a predicted model, not a curated record
GCAAGGCUCCGGCGCGCGGCGCCCAGCGGUGCGCGGCGUGCGGCGGCGCUCACGACAAGGCGGGAUGCCAAUUUGCACGUUACGUGUGCCGGGUAUGCAAUAGACAGGGGCAUUUAAAGCGUAUGUGCCCGAAUAUGGCGGAGCAAUACGAAGUGCAUGCCAACACUGUGAUGAAGGACGAUAAUAUGUUCAGUGAAGAUAGUGAUGAGUUCCAGAUUCUCUGAAGUGUUUGCGGACGGCCUGGGGCGGUUCAACGGUGGCAAGGUCAGCAUCCACCUGCGCGCGGAUGCCCGGCCCAUGUUCCUGCGCGCGCGGCCGCUGGCGUACGCGCUGCGCGAGCCAGUGGAGCGCGCGCUGGACCAGCUGGUGCGCGACGGCGUGCUCACCCCCGUCGACCGCUCCGACUGGGCCACGCCUAUCGUGCCGGUGGUAAAAAAAGACGGUAACAUACGUAUCUGCGCUGAUUUUAAAUUGACCUUGAACCGGGUUUUGGAGGUUGAUCGUUACCCGCUACCUAGGGUGGAGGAUUUAUUGGCACGCCUGCACGGGGGAGAACGGUUUAGUAAGAUUGAUCUGUCGCAGGCCUACGCACAGUUUGAGCUGGAUGAGUCAAAAAAAUAUACGGUAAUAAAUACGCACAAGGGUUUAUUUAUGUAUAAUCGCUUAGUAUACGGUCUAUCAUCUAGCCCUGGAAUAUUCCAAAGACAUUUGGAACAAUUAUUUUCUGACCUGCCGCACGUGGGCGUAUUUUUAGAUGAUGUCAUUAUUACUGGUAGCAAUACGAAAGCUCACGUAGACAACUUAUAUAAAGUAUUUGAGCGAUUGCAGGCGUACGGGUUGCGGGUACGGUGCUGGGUGCCGAAGGUUCACGGAGAUACACCUUGGAUAGCGGUAGCGGUAAACCUAUUCUUAGGCAUAUUGAUCAGAUCAGACGCAGAUCUAGGUUAUCGACUGUACCCUGCCCUGAGGAACUCAGCGAGACUAGAGAGCGGUCGUCAGGGAAUGAGGACGGAGUCGCGCGCUCUAGCCAGCAGACGGAAGUGGGCGAGGAAAACGCACAACCGGGUCAAAACGAGGAAGUAA